This is a messenger RNA of Paramacrobiotus metropolitanus, 7189 nucleotides long. RefSeq lists its product as uncharacterized. Lineage: Eukaryota; Metazoa; Tardigrada; Eutardigrada; Parachela; Macrobiotidae. The transcript has 12 exons. Bases 4966 to 6000 code for a protein of 344 amino acids. Gene Ontology annotation, molecular function: protein binding. The record is from RefSeq and is a predicted model, not a curated record.
UUGGGGGAUGUCGCAGCGACAAACCAUUUUUCCCCGAUUCUAGUGUCUUCCACCACGAUGUGAUAGCUACCCAAGUGGAAAAUUAAGUAACAGAAGCCAGAAGGCUCCAACAGAAGCCAGAAUGGGCAGCUGAAGCAAAAAUUAAGUUUUCGAAAAAUUGUUUUCGAACUUCAGUCUUCACGGCGCAUGUGUUGUUUAUCCCAUGGUAUUUCUUUCAUAACUGUUCAUCCUAUCGACAAUGUGGCAUGAAGGCGAAGUCUACCGCCCCAACAGUGUGGAUGUUUUGGGCGACGACGGCCUGCUUCGUUACGGACGAGUUGUCGGUAUCGCUGACAGCGGACUUUUCAUCGACUUUUAAGCCCCAGUCGACGGUGGAGCUGAUUCCCUUCGACAGCAUCUACCUGCCCGCUGCGACGAAGCCUCUACAGACUCACGGCAGCGAUCAGCCUCAGAUUUUCGCUGCCGCCACGAUCGCUGUGGAAGUGUUAGUACGGGAAACUGCCUCGGGUCCCUGGAUAUGGAUCCCGGGUGAAAUGCGCAGCCUGGUGGACUACGAAGUCCCCAGUUCGUACGGUAUGGCAGUGGUCCAAUGGUGGAAUAAAAUUAAGUGCCAGGAUAUUGUUCCCGUGGAGCGCAUCCGCUGGAGGACCCCCGGUCCGGGGGGAUGGUGGGGCGCGGUGGGUCGACCGGUUCCUCCGCAGUUCGUAUCCCUUCUCGCAAAAAAUUUUGCGUUGCCCGAAGGCUUCGAAUGCUCUGUUGUGAAAAGUAAUCUGCAGUCUGUAAACUGUCUACUGUCCUCCGACUGCAUGCCUUUUUGUUGUAUCGACAUGGCGUAUGGACGGUUGUGGCGUAUACAACGUCGAUCGUUGGGCGGUGAAUAUGAUACCCCGGAGGCCCAUGAUAUUCGUGUGAAUGAAUUACUGCAGUCACUGCGGUCGCGUUACCCCAGCAGAUGGACGCUAAAUACACCAAUGCAGAUCGACAGUUCGGAGUCUUCCGCAACGUGGGUGGGCGAAUUCCCUGCACUCUCAGUGGAACUUUGGCUGGAAGUGUUCUCCCACCUAGACACUCGGGAGCAGAACAGAUUCCGUGUGGUCUGCUCAGCAUGGAACUGCAUUCUAACUACGCCGAUUUUGACAGCCAGCAUUGUGCUGGUAACAGGUGACUGCGGCAUGUCGGAACUACUGGGAUCGGACGACAUUGGCAUAACGUUCGACAUCUCGAGUAUACUUGUCCGUUGGCUGUCGUCGACGGUCUUCCAUAGUCUUCGCCCAUCCACGAAGCACAUUAUUUUGUCUGACCGGCAGCGAAUGCUGUACACGAGCGAUUUGUUAAACGUGGUGGAUGUGAUGAACUACGUGGGAAAACAUAACACCGGCAUCCGGUUUUCGGCGAUCUACUAGUAUGCGAUUUCUCCGCUGUGCUGUGUUGUGUCUCUUUUCAUCUAUGGCUGCCGGAGCUAAGUUCUGCUCACGCCGCCUUUAUCGCAUUUCUGGGAGACGGUUCAGCUGCAGUUGGGCGCUGCUUUCGGAUGUGCGCUGUAUGAUGUACUGGAAGCGAGUUUGUCGGUGCCGGACGAGAUGCAGCUGGGGAAGUUGUCCAACUGGCUGAAGGCGGCCAUGCAUGAUGGGAGCGUCGACAAUGAUAAACUUUGCCAGUAUUACAACGGAAGGCUGAUGAUGGGCCUCCGUUUACAGUGGAUUGGCUACACGCCGCGCCACGACGCACAAUUACCGAAAGUGGUGGUCAAAGAUGCAGACGUUACACAGUUUAGGGAAUUACAGGAAUCAGGAAGACGAAAGGUCAUUCCGAACGAACGAUCGAACGAACGAAAGAAAGAAAGCUUUCACAUCGAAGUUUAUUAGCAAUUGAAGAAGUCCGGGUGGCCGCGAAGCAGCACCGUGCCCGACUGAUUUCCGUAAACUGAUUCUCAUCUCCACAGAAGCUAGAAAUUCGGAACACAGACCGCCCACAGGCUGCCGAUUACAUCAUCGGCUUUAUCACUGACCAAUCAAAUAAAACAUAAUUAUUUGAAUUCAUAACACUCUUGCUAUAGUAUGUUGGUAAACCUCAUAAUUUUCCGGUUGGAGUGGACGAAUUGCUGUACAUAACGGAUUAUGUCCCUUGCAGGUUCUGUGUCCGACGCAGACAACUGAUCCUCGACCGGCGUCCAACUUCCGCGGGAAGAAGUGGUGCGUUGAUGGGAUGAAAGACGUACAGUUGGCAAAAUUAUCUCCUUUUGCGCUGUAUUUUCUUCUGCCACUGAUACUUCCCCUGGUUCAGUGAUGUUUACUGUGUGAGGACAUGCUGGCCGCCGACACACUGGCAUCUUGCAUUGCUCCUGAAAAGUUGCGCUACGGACGCGUGGUGGAUGUCGCUGACACCGGGCUCUUCAUCGACUUUUUCUGUCCCAACCGCCGACGGGAAUUAACUCCCUUCGGUAGUAUUUACCUUCCCACUGCCGUGAGACCGCUGGAUCUGGAUAAAAUUGAGGAACUUCAUACUGGGUCCGUGGAGGUGCUGAUCCGUGAAGCUCCCCGCGGUCCUUGGAUGUGGGUCCCCGCUGAAGCCAACAUUCUGGUCAGCCACGAACAUCUGCGCAUGUACGGUAUGGUGGCUGUCUCCUGGUGGAAUAAAAUGGAGCGGCGCGACAUUCUGCCCCUGGAACGCUUACGCUGGAGGUACGCGCGACCCUCUGGAUUUUGGGGCGUUUUUGGGGCAGUUCGUAUCCCGUCUCAUGGGCCGUUUUAUGGGGAAUCUGGAGAAUAGUGUGUCUCAACCCGUGGCUGUGGAAAAGGGAAUGUUUUCCAGGUGGAGCGUGCAAUUACCGGAAGAAUACGAGCACGCAGAAGUCUGGAACGACCAUACACGCUUGAAUUUUAAACUGAUGUUUUCCCGCAGACCCUUCUGUUGUGUGGGUAUUGUGGAUGGACGUUUGUCGUUUAUCGAACGCCGCUCAUCAGCUGACCAAGGGGCGUCCGUAGCGAAAUUCCGGGCGUUGCAUUUGCCGGAAACUCUGCAUAGUCAUGCGUUUCUGGAUGAAAUGCAACCACAAUACCGACGUAAGCUGAUAGUGAUUCCACCCGAGCAUACCGCCAGUCCAGCGGAUGCUUUCCGUGCGCUACCGCGGGAAUUGUGGAUGGAAGUGCUGUCCCACCUGGACACACGGGAGCAGAACCGACUGCGCGCGGUGUGCUCAGCAUGGGACGGCAUCGUGGAUACGCUGACGGGCAACAUUGUACUGUGGAUGGGAAACUGGGGUGACCAUGCUCGUACUAUUCACCACGGCAUGAUGUCGACGGUCUUCAACUGUCUGAGCCCAUCAACGAAAUACAUUUUCCUGGCCGGUCGACAUUCAGCAGUGAACGUGGAGGAUGUCUUUAAGGUGAUGGACGUGAUCGACUACGUUAGCAGGUGUGAUACCGGAACGUGGUCCGGGAUCCGCUUCACAGCCAUCUAGCUGGUGGAUUUCCCGUGUUUUCUGUCACUGGGCAAGCUGGCAGCGGACGGUGGACAGUGCGCUGUGCAUCAGCCGGACGAAUUCAUGCUGCGCCCCGUCAAACGCUUCUGUAACAUCGAAAGCUUCCUCAGUGAAUUCAUGAAGAUCUGCGGCGCUCUGCCGUGCGAUAGCCUCCGGCUGGUCCGCUGUCCGUUCACUCUGUCUGCUCGAGUUAACGAAAAUCGCCUCUUCCUGACAUCUGCACAGUCGCUGCUUUCGAUGACGUGCCGGUUAACGUUGGGUGAGGGUUUCGGCUGCGCGCUGUGGAAUGCGGUGGACGGAAAAUUGCCCGCGCCGGACGAACAACAAAUGAAAAAGCUGUCCCGAUGGUUGGCUGUAGGCAAGAAUAAGAAGCAUAGGAAAACCGUGCGUCAGAUUUUAUGUGCGACACAAACCUCUGAUCCGCGAUCGUCGUCCAACUUCCGCGGGAAGAAGUGGUGCGUUAAUGGGAUGGGAAAUGUGCCGUUGGAGCAACUUUCCCGUAUCGCGCUGCAUUUUCUUCUGCAGCUGUCGGAUGCGUCAGCUCGGUGAUCCGCAACCCGGUGUUGACUAGCCGGGUGCACUUUGCAUUUUACUGUUCUGUGUGCGACACACAUCGUUCGCUGAUCGGCGACGGUCAUCGGCCUACCGCAGGUAGAAGUGGUGCGUUGAUGGACUGCAAAUGUGCAGCUGGCACAAUUGUCUCGCAUCGCGUUGCAGCCAGUGCCAGCCACUGAUAUGUGUCCCCUGGUUCAGUGAUGUGUUUUUGCGUUUGGACGUGCUGGCCGUCGACACACGGGCAUCUUGGAUUUCUCGUAUGGAAAUUAAAUUAAUAUUAUUGCAACAUUUUUGGUAUUUGGUAAAUUGCGUUCGGCUAAAUUUUUUUCCUUGUUUUUUCGUAUUUAUCUGCUAUCUUCUCCGCUAAGGUCCAACGACUGUCAAAGCACCGAGGAAAAUCACUCAUGCACCAUUAAAUUUAAUUAAAUAUUGGGCUUUGCUGUAAGUACUUAUCGGGUGUUGUCAGUCUGUCAAUACUUUUGACCGUAGAGUCGCCAUGGGCAUAAAAAUACCGUUUGUAACAAGAAGUGCACACAACUUGACAGUCAAAAGUUAAACGAUGCUCCUGCAGAUACAUCUCAUCAGCUGACUUACAGUACUUAUUACAGAUACUUCACGGCUGAAAAGUCGCUACGGAAGGCCAUGGUGAAACACUUGUUGAGAGUUGGAAAGAAAAGUCAAAAGCUGGCACUCACAACGGUAUAGUACGGUCUGCCCACCACCACGGUGUGUUGGCUGCAAAGCAAAAGCAGUCUGACUGCGAACGAGCGAAAGAGAAAAUUCCCAUUGGCUGGAUUAAGAAAUUUCGUUACUUACUGAAAUUUUCGUUUCGACUUCUGAGACAUAUGUGCAGGAACUAGAAAUCGUUAAACGUUCUUUCUCAGCUAAUACAGCAUCUUUGUACGGAGAGCAACCGAUUAUCGACUGCCAUGCAGUGGAACGAUAUGACCGUGAUCUACCAGCCCAAUAGUGUGGACGUCUUAGGGGAUGACGGCGUCCUGCGCUACGGACGCGUGGUGGAUGUCGCUGACACCGGGCUCUUCAUCGACUUUUUCUGUCCCAACCGCCGACGGGAAUUAAUUCCCUUCGGUGGUGUUUACCUUCCCACUGCUCUGGAACCUCUGGAUCUUGAUAAAAUCAACGAACCCCAUGCUGGUACUGUGGAGGUGCUGAUUCGCGAAGCCCCCCGCGGUCCGUGGAUGUGGGUCCCGGCUGAAGUCGACAUUCUGGCCAGCCACGAGGAUCUGCGCAUGUACGGAAUGGUGGCUGUCUCCUGGUGGAAGAAAACGGAGCACCGCGACAUUCUGCCUGUGCAACGCUUACGUAGGAGGUACGCGCGACCCUGUGGGUGGUGGAGCGCUGUGGGUCGCUCUGCUGUUUGGCAGUUUGCAACCCGUCUCAUCGGCCGUUUUAUGGGGAAUCUGGAGGGCGGUGCGUCUCAACCCGUGGUCGUGGCAAAAGGCAUGUUUUCCAAGUGGAGCGUGCCAUUACCGGAGGGAUACGAGCAUGCAGAAGUCUGGAACGAUCUUAAACGCUUGAAUUUUAAACUGAUGUUUUCCUACGAACGCUUCUGCUGUGUGGGCAUUGCGGAUGGACGUUUGUUGUUUAUCGAACGCCGAUUAUCAGCUGAAGAGACGACAUCCGUAACGGAAGCCCGGGAUUUGCGUUUGCGGGAAACUCUGCAUGAUCACGCGUUCCUGGAUGAACUGCAACUAGAUUACCGACAUCAGCCGACAGGGAAUCCAUCCGCGCAUAUCGACAGUCCAGCGGAUGCUUUCAGUGCGCUACCGCGGGAAUUGUGGCUGGAAGUGUUGUCCCAUCUAGACACUCGCGAGCAGAACCGACUGCGUGCGGUGUGCUCGGCAUGGGACGGCAUAGCGGAUGCGCUGGCGGCCAGCGUUGUGCUGUGGAUGGGAAACCUGGUGUGGCGUGGCCCGCCCGGCGUGGUAUGGAGGUUGGCGUAACCCAUAAACGUGCAUUCUUCACUGUCUUUGUGCCCCCACAAUUUCUCGACAAGCUGGUACAUAGCUGUACUGGCAAUUACGCAAUUUUCACAUCAGGUGACAAUGCUCGUACACUUCAAGGCAUGAUGUCGACGGUCUUCAACUGUCUGCGCCCAUCGACGAAACAUAUUAUUUUGCCCGGUCGACAGUCGGCACUGAAAAUGGCAUAAGAACGAUGGUCACUACACUACAGUUUUCGCGAUAAUAAAUACUUUAUUACAACUUCCGCAAUAUAAUUUGAGCUUGACGUGCAUGUGAUGGAUGCGAUCGACUACGUCAGCAAAUGUGACACCGGAACGUGGUCCGCAAUCCGCUUGGCAGUCAUCUAUCUGGUGCAUUUCCGUGUUUUCUGUAACGGGGCAAUCUGGCGUCGGCCGGUGGCCGGUGCGCUGUGCAUGAGCCUGACGAAUUCAUGCUGCGCCCCGUUAAACGUUUCUUUAACAUCGAGAGCUCCCUCUGUGAAUUCAUCAAGAUCUGUGGCGCUCUGCCGUGCGAUAGCCUCCGACUGGUCCGCUGUCCGUUCAUCCUGUCUGUCCGAGUUAACGGGAAUCGCCUUUUCCUGACCUCUGCCGAGACGCCGCUCAUGGUAACGUCCCGGCUGCAGUUGGGCGAUGAUUUUCACUGUGCGCUGUGGGAUGCGUUGGACAAGAAUUUGACUGUGCCGGACGAGCAACAAGUGAAAAAACUGUCUUGGUGGUUGUCUGCGGGCAAGAAUAAAAAGCACAAGAAAACCGUGCGUCAGACGUCGGAGUGUGCAGAUGUUAUGUACGACACAAACCGCUGAUCCGCGCCCGUCGUCCAACUUCCGCGGGAAAGAAGUGGUGCUGCGAUGGGAUGAGAAGCGUGCCGUUGGAACAACUUUCCCGUAUCGCUCUGCAUUUUCUUCUGCAGCUGUCCGAUCCGUCGGCGCAGUGAUGCUGUGGCAAUUCAUGCCGCUAUUUGCUAGCCGGGUGCACUUUGCAUGCAUUUCACCAUAAAGAACACCAUUGUGGUAUUUUUUGGAUUAAUAAUUCUGAUAAACUAAACUGAAUGUGAUUUGAUUUGUUGCAUAAUUUGGCUUCUCGUUUUGUCGGCUAUCGUUUCAGGUGUUUUUUAUCAUGUGUGCCAUGCAAAUUACCGUAAUUUGGUAUAGUCUGUAAUUUGGCUUUAU